Molecule: messenger RNA, 1809 nt
Organism: Alternaria incomplexa
Lineage: Eukaryota; Fungi; Ascomycota; Dothideomycetes; Pleosporales; Pleosporaceae
Exons: 2
Coding region: 1-1809 (602 amino acids)
Molecular function (GO): phosphoprotein phosphatase activity
Source: RefSeq, a predicted model, not a curated record
AUGCUCCCCAGAACCGCCUUCCGCGCCCUGCGCAUGCGGUCUGCACUGGCAGCGCCGCGCAUCACACCCAUAGCUUCCACCUCGCAAUGGACGCGCACAUAUGCCAAGGUCGGCAAGCCAAAAGAUAACACCUGGAAACCCUCAGAUCCCAUCAAGUUCGACGAGACCAACAAGGCGCGGCCCAACCCGGUAAACCCUUCAGAGCAGCCUGAGUUCGACACAGAAUCAGCGCCUGAGAAAAACACAACACCGACACAGCCCUCAAGACCAGUGGAGAGCGCAACACAAGCCUCGAAAGAUGCCGGAAAGGACUUUAAGAUGUCGGAGCAGGAGGAGAUGUCGGGGCCCAAGUCGCCCAGUGAGAACACCGACCCAACCACCGAGAGCCCAGAGUCGCAACAACCACAAAAGCCACUACCGGACCUGCGUUACGGAAUCCCCUCGACGUUUGCGGAGGAGCAUGCUGAAGCCGAUGGAAAGGCGAAGCGGGACCCCAACGACCCCAACGAGCUCUACGAAGACCCGACACCAGGCGCUGCUGGAGGCCGAGAGGGCGGUAGUGGCGGCGAACUGCCCAAGUCCGCAUAUGAGACGAGCACCGAUAGGCGGCGGAAUCGUGUCGCCAAUUGGUCCUACCUCGGUAUGCUACUUUUCGGCACAACGGGCGCGCUCUUCAUGGGCCGAAACUGGGAGGAUGAAGAAGAGGAAGCCGCACACAUCGACGCUCCGAAUGGCUGGACGUUGGGCGGCAUGUACGCCCGUGCGGCUGCCCGCAUCAACGGCCAGAAAGCAUACUACACUGAGCCUACCUUCCAGAAAUUGCUGCCAGACAAGGACAAGAUCCCCGGAGGCGCUCCAGAACUUACUCUGGUACUCAGUUUGGAGGAUCUCCUGUUGCACUCGGAAUGGACCACUAAGCACGGCUACCGACUAGCAAAACGACCUGGUCUUGACUACUUCCUCCGAUACCUCAGCUCGCAAUACGAACUUGUCAUCUUCACUUCCGUCAAGUCCAUGGACGCCGACCCCAUCAUCCGCAAGCUCGACCCCUUCCGUCUCGUCAUGUGGCCGCUGUUCCGCGAGGCUACCCGCUUCGAGAAGGGCGAGUACAUCAAGGACCUCUCCUACCUCAACCGCGACCUCUCCAAAGUCAUCAUGAUCGACACCGACCCCUCGCACGUCAAGCUCCAACCCGAAAACGCCAUCAUCCUGCCCAAGUGGAAGGGCGAGCCAGGCGACAAGGGCCUCGUAGCCCUGAUCCCCUUCCUCGAAUACCUUGCCAUGAUGUCUCAAACCGGUACACCAAUCGACGUCCGCACCGUUCUCAAGUCGAUGGAAGGCAAAGACAUCCCGGUUGAGUACGCCCGCCGCGAGGCCAAACUCCGCGAACAAUUCAAGCGCGACCUCGAGCAGCAACAGAAGAAGACCAAGGGAAGUGCGGGUGGCAUGUUCAUGAAGAGUCUGGGUCUCGACGGACCGAAACAAGGCAUGGUUCUCGGUGACCAGAACAUCAGCCAGGGAAUGUCAGAGGGCAAGAUGAUGAUCGACAUGUACCGCGACUUCAACAAGCAAAACUACGUUCAUCUGGACAAGCAAAUCCGCGAAAACGGAGAGCAAUGGCUCAAGGAGAUGGCUGAGGAGGAGAAGAAGAUGCAAGAAGCUCAGCUCAACGAUAUGAAGGCAGGCGCAUUCAGUUGGUUGGGUGCAGGUAACUCGGCGCCUCAGACCGCGACAGUGCCUUCAGCAGCGAGUGCACCAGAAGCAGCAGCUAGCCACCAAGGGGGAGUACCACCUACCCAGACACGGUAG